Lycium ferocissimum is the source of this 2426-nucleotide messenger RNA. RefSeq names its product GATA transcription factor 26-like. Gene Ontology annotation, molecular function: sequence-specific DNA binding; zinc ion binding. The coding region runs from base 473 to 2128 and encodes 551 amino acids. The record is from RefSeq and is a predicted model, not a curated record. Gene Ontology annotation, biological process: regulation of DNA-templated transcription. NCBI's taxonomy places the organism in Eukaryota, Viridiplantae, Streptophyta, Magnoliopsida, Solanales, Solanaceae. The transcript is spliced from 8 exons.
CAACAACAAAGAGAAAGAGGUCAUACAUAAUAAACACAACCCACCUUCUCUUCUUCCUUUUCCCCUUCCCCAUUUUCAUCUUCCAACCAUUUAUUAGAUUCCUCUCUAAUGGACUUUUCUUUUCUCCACUCUAUUAUUGUAUAAAUUCUCAGCUAAAAAACAAGAAACCACAUCUCAAUCUUUUAAUUACUUGUUCAUAAUUGUUGCUGUUUUCAGUGGUUUUUCUUGGACUUCUAAUACACAAACUUCUCUUGAGUCUUGUUUGUUUUUGUUUUUUUCUGCAGAAAAAAAGAUUUGUACCAGUAACCCAUAUGUAUUUGCUAUAAAGGGAUUGAAGGGAAUAAUUAAAACUUUCAGAAAAUACAAUCAUAUAAUUUUUUUUUUUUUUUUGUUAAGCAAAGAAAAAAACUUUUCUUUCUUUUUACAUUUGAGUUUUGUAAAAUUUUAUAAGGGAGAAAAAAAAAUUGGACAGAUGGGAAAGCAAGGGCCUUGCUAUCACUGUGGUGUUACAAGCACUCCUCUUUGGCGUAAUGGACCACCAGAGAAGCCAAUACUUUGCAAUGCAUGUGGAUCUCGGUGGAGAACAAAAGGGACACUGGCAAACUAUACUCCUCUCCAUGCAAGGGCUGAACCAGAUGACCUUGAAGAUUAUAGGGUCUCAAGGUUCAAAAACUUGCCUGUAAAGAACAAAGAGGUGAAGAUGCUGAAACGAAAGAAAUAUCAUGACAAUCCUGAAAUUGGAAUUCUUCCUGAAUAUAAUCAGAGUUUCCACCGUAAGGCUUUUGAUGAAGAUACAAGCAAUAGGUCAAGUUCCGGCUCUGCCGUCUCAAACUCUGAAAGCUAUGGACAGUUUGGUAGUGCUGAAGCAAGUGAUUUGACAGGCCCCGGGCAAUCAAAUAUAUGGGAAGGAAUGGUGCCUUCAAGGAAGAGAACAUGUGUUGUCAAUCGUCCAAAGCAAUCUUCAGUUGAAAAGCUUACCAAAGACCUGUAUACUAUCUUACAUGAACAACAACAACAAUGUUCGUACUUCUCCGGAUCUUCUGAAGAAGAUUUGCUUUUUGAAAGUGACAAGCCUAUGGUCUCUGUUGAGAUAGGACAUGGAAGUGUGCUCAUUCGGCAUCCAAGUUCUAUAGGUAGAGAAGAAGAAUCAGAAGCCAGCUCUUUGUCGGUUGACAACAAACACCAUUCUUCCAAUGAGGCUUAUUCACAAUUGACUACUCCACCUGUAAAUAUUAGUAAGGGUAUCAAUGCCUCAAACCUGAUAACUGAGAGAACUAAGAAGCCUACUGGUCAAGGAAUGGAACAAGACCAGAUUAAAAGGAGUAAGGAUCACCUUGAAAAAUUGCAGAUUCUCGGACAUCAUAAUUCGCCACUGUGCCACAUAGACAUUAAGGAUGUACUUAAUCAUGAAGAAUUCACAAGUCAUCUGUCAAGUGAUGAACAACAGCAACUACUAAAGUACUUACCUCCUGUUGAUUCUUUUUCACCUCCAGAGAGUCUCAGGAGCAUGUUCGAGAGCUCUCAAUUUGAGGAGAAUUUAUCUACCUUCCAGACACUUCUUGCAGAAGGCGUUUUUGAUAACUCGUUCCCUGGGGUGACUGUAGAAGAAUGUAGAACCUUGAAGAGGUUUAUGUUGUGCUAUUUAAUGAAAUCAAAGUGGGUGGAACAAUUUAAUCUUCUUAAGACAGAAGUUAGAGCCAAUUUACUUGUAUGUCAGGACAUGAAAUGUAAAAAUAGUAGCAGUAGUUCUGAAGUUGCAGGAGGGCCCAAUGUUAUUGGCACAGGUCAUUCAGUGAACAUGAAGAGACCACGCGACGGACAACAUCCAAAAUAUUUAGGGGCAAACAUAACAAUGAAGAGCCCCAAGAGAGUGGUGAUGAAAAGCAGCUAUGAACAGAAGGAAAUCAUAGAGAAUGAUGGCUCUUGCUUCAGUCCAAGAAGCCUUUUUGCAUUGCCAUCUGAGAAUUCCUUCCGUUUUGCAAAUGAAAGUUCUGAUCAGGACUUGCUGCUGGAUGUGCCAUCCAACAGCUCCUUCCCUCAGGCAGAACUCCUCCUACCAACAGCAAGUUUUGCAGCUCAAGCAAGCACAGGUAGUAGCUCAAUAUACCCGCACCUCAUCCAGCCCUAGAAAUGCCAUCACGCUUUCUGUGGCCAAACCACAUUACUCUCUCUGCAUGUCCCAUACCAAAUAUAUAGAAGUUCCGCGAAGGGAUUCAGAUGGUUGCCUUUUACCUUUUUGCCGGUAACCUAAUAUGAAACGAAAUUUUGGAUUUAGCGGAUGGAUAUGUUUGUUUUCUUCCCCUUUUGUAUAGGUUGACAAAUUGUACAAUAUAGCUGAAAAUGCAGAGGUGGUGAUGUCUAGAGAUUUUUGUAUGCACUAAAGUUUUUUAAACAUAAAUUGAGGACACCCUUCUGUCUUUUAGUUC